AUGGAGGAUCCGACCCAGCCCUCAUCGUCCCGAAGAGGGUCGAUCGAUAUUAAAUAUGAGUCUGAGAGUGCGGCGACGAUCAUGGGUGAUGAGACCCCUCGCAAGGACAGCAGCCCUGGUUCCAGUCAACACAAUGACUGGAGCUUGCUUUCUCGGAUUCAACAACAACACGAACGAGACUUGGCCUCCGGGUUCAAGCGACAGGAAUUGGGCGUCACUUGGCAAAACCUCAAUGUCGAUGUCAUCAGCUCGGAAGCUGCCGUUAAUGAGAAUGUUUUGUCUCAAUUCAAUAUUCCCAAGCACAUCAAGGAAUCUCGGAACAAGCCCCCGCUGCGAACUAUCCUGAAAAACAGCCAUGGCUGCGUCAAGCCGGGUGAGAUGCUCUUAGUCCUGGGUCGUCCAGGCUCGGGUUGCACAACCCUGCUCAAGAUGCUCGCAAACCGCCGCGGUGGCUUCAAGGCAGUGGAGGGAGAUGUGCGGUUCGGCUCGCUAACCUCGGAUGAGGCCACCAAGUACCGCGGCCAGAUCGUCAUGAACACAGAGGAGGAACUAUUUUUCCCAACCCUGACCGUUGGCCAGACCAUGGACUUUGCAACUCGCCUCAAGGUUCCCUUCAAGCUUCCGAACGGCGUUGAGUCCGCCGAGGCUUAUCGUGAAGAUAACAAGAAGUUCCUGCUCGAGUCCAUGGGUAUCUCACACACCGAGGACACCAAGGUCGGCAACGAAUAUGUCCGUGGUGUCUCCGGUGGUGAGCGCAAGCGUGUCUCCAUCGUCGAAUGUCUCGCCACUCGAGGAUCCGUCUUCUGCUGGGACAACUCCACUCGUGGUCUGGAUGCCAGCACUGCUCUGGAAUGGACCAAGGCUGUUCGUGCCAUGACCGAUACUCUGGGUCUCUCGACAAUCGUCACUCUGUACCAAGCCGGUAAUGGAAUUUACGAGCUCUUCGACAAGGUGCUUGUUCUCGACGAGGGCGAGCAGAUCUACUACGGUCCCCGGGCCCAGGCUCGGCCGUUCAUGGAAGAGGCUGGAUUUGUCUGCCGUGAAGGAUCCAACGUUGCUGACUUCCUCACUGGUAUCACUGUGCCCACGGAACGCCGCAUUCGCGACGGCUAUGAAAACCGCUUCCCCCGUAACAAGGAAGCCCUGCGCGAGGCAUAUGAAAAGUCUCCCAUCUAUGAGCAGAUGACUGUUGAAUACGACUACCCGAACACCGAGGAUGCACGCGACCGAACCCAGGACUUCAAGGACGGUGUCGCCUUUGAGACAUCCAACCAACUCCCGAAGAACAGCCCUCUGACUGUAAGCUUUACCGAGCAGGUCAAGGCUUGUGUGUCUCGUCAGUACCAGAUUAUCUGGGGAGACAAGGCUACUUUCAUCAUCAAGCAAGUUGCGACACUGAUGCAGGCCUUGAUUGCGGGAUCCCUGUUCUACAGUGCUCCUGACAACUCUUCUGGUCUUUUUGUCAAAUCUGGUGCUCUAUUCUUCUCGUUGCUGUACAACAGCUUGCUCGCCAUGUCUGAAGUUACAGACUCGUUCCACGGUCGUCCUGUCUUGAUCAAGCACAAGGGCUUUGCUUACUUCCAUCCUGCGGCUUUCUGCAUUGCUCAAAUCGCUGCCGAUAUCCCCGUGCUGCUGUUCCAAAUCAGCAUGUUCUCGCUCGUGGUUUACUUUAUGGUUGGCCUGUCAAUGUCGGCUGGCGCGUUCUUCACGUACUGGAUCAUGGUGUUUGCGACAACGAUGUGUAUGACUGCUCUCUUCCGAGCCAUUGGUGCUCUCUUCUCCACAUUCGACGGAGCUUCGAAGGUGUCUGGAUUCCUUAUCUCCGCGCUGAUUAUGUAUACCGGUUACAUGAUUCAUAAGCCGCAGAUGCACCCUUGGCUGGGCUGGAUUUUCUGGAUCGACCCAUUGGCCUACGGAUUCGAGGCCCUUCUGUCCAACGAAUUCCACGGCAAGACUAUCCCUUGUGUUGGCAACAAUCUCAUUCCUCAAGGUCCUGGCUACACGGAUUCCGCCCACCAGUCCUGCGCUGGUGUUGGCGGAGCCAUUCAGGGCAACACCUAUGUCACCGGUGACCAGUACCUCCACUCACUCUCUUACAGCCACUCCCACUUGUGGCGAAACUUCGGUAUCAAUUGGGCAUGGUGGGUGCUGUUUGUCGUUGUCACCAUCAUCGCUACUUCCAGAUGGCAGUCCCCUGGCGACAGCGGAAGCUGUCUCGUUAUCCCUCGUGAGCGCCUCGAGCAGCACCGCCAAGUUGUCAAGUCCGAUGAGGAGUCUCAAGUCCAGGAAAAGUCCAAGAAGCCGUCCGAUUCCGGCACCGUUAGCGAAGACGAUAUUAACAAGCAGCUCGUUCGCAACACGUCGGUCUUUACCUGGAAGGACUUGCAAUACACUGUGAAGACGCCUACUGGGGACCGGGUUCUCCUUGAUAACGUUUAUGGAUGGGUGAAGCCCGGUAUGCUGGGUGCACUGAUGGGCUCCUCCGGUGCGGGCAAGACUACUCUGCUCGAUGUUCUGGCGCAACGGAAGACUGAUGGUACUAUCCGUGGUUCCAUCCUGGUUGACGGUCGCGAGCUUCCCGUUUCAUUCCAGCGUUCUGCUGGAUAUUGUGAGCAGCUCGAUGUUCUUGAGCCGUUUGCGACCGUCCGCGAAUCUUUGGAAUUCUCGGCUCUGCUCCGCCAGGCUCGGGAUACUCCACGCGAGGAGAAGCUGAAAUACGUCGACACUAUCAUCGAUCUUCUGGAGCUGCACGAUAUAGCAGAUACUUUGAUCGGUUACGUCGGUGCUGGUUUGAGCGUUGAGCAGCGCAAGCGUGUCACCAUCGGUGUCGAGCUUGUGUCCAAGCCCAGCAUUCUGAUUUUCUUGGACGAGCCCACCUCUGGUCUCGAUGGACAGUCUGCUUACAACACCGUUCGAUUCUUGCGAAAGCUCGCCGAUGUUGGUCAGGCCGUCUUAGUUACCAUUCACCAGCCCUCUGCUCAAUUGUUUGCCGAAUUUGACACUCUGCUCUUGCUCACCAAGGGUGGAAAGACCGUCUACUUCGGUGAUAUCGGUGACAACGGUCAGACCGUCAAGAAUUACUUCGACCGCUAUGGCGCUCCUUGCCCCAGCAACACCAACCCUGCUGAACACAUGAUUGACGUGGUCUCCGGACACCUUAGCCAGGGCAAGGACUGGAACCAGGUCUGGCUCGAGUCGCCUGAGAACUCUAAGGCACUCAAGGAACUUGACGGAAUCAUUAGCACCGCUGCAUCCAACCCGCCUGGUACUUUCGAUGACGGUCGCGAGUUUGCCACCUCUAUCUGGGAACAAACCAAGCUUGUGACUCUUCGCAUGAGCACUGCUCUCUUCCGUAACACCGACUACGUCAACAACAAGUUCGCUCUGCACAUUGGAUCUGCCCUGUUCAAUGGUUUCUCUUUCUGGAUGAUUGGAAACAGCAUCGGCAGCAUGCAACUGCGCCUCUUCACAAUUUUCAACUUCAUUUUCGUUGCUCCUGGUGUCAUUAACCAGCUGCAGCCCCUGUUCUUGGAACGCCGAGCCAUCUACGAGCAGCGUGAGAAGAAGUCCAAGAUGUACUCGUGGUGGGCCUUCGUGACUGCUCUCGUCGUGUCCGAGAUCCCAUACCUCUGCAUCUGCGCCGUGUUGUACUUCGUGUGCUGGUACUGGACCAUCGGCGGGGUCACCGCUGCCGAUAAAUCAGGCCCAACCUUCUUCAUGAUGCUGCUUUAUGAGUUUGUCUACACUGGUAUCGGUCAAUUCGUUGCCGCCUAUGCCCCCAACGCGACAUUCGCCGCUCUGGUCAACCCCCUGAUCAUCGGUACCCUGGUCUCAUUCUGUGGUGUCCUUGUUCCCUACGCCCAGAUCCAAGAGUUCUGGAGAUACUGGAUCUACUGGAUGAAUCCAUUCAACUACCUUAUGGGUGGUCUUCUUGUCUUCAAUAUCUGGGACACCGACAUCAAGUGCAAGGAGAGCGAGUUUGCCAUCUUCAACCCUCCCAAUGGAACCUCUUGCGGUGACUACCUGAGCACUUUCAUGGACACCAUCGGUGUUCGCAUGAACCUGGUCAAUCCCCUCGCGACCGAGUCUUGCAAGGUCUGCGAAUACACUUAUGGGAGCGACUACCUCUACACCCUCAAUCUGAAAAAGUACUACUACGGCUGGCGCGAUAUUGGUAUUGUUGCAAUUUUCGCUCUCAGCUCGUAUGCUUUGGUUUACUUGUUGAUGAAACUGCGGACAAAAGCCUCGAAGAAGGCCGAGUGA
Penicillium cinerascens is the source of this 4263-nucleotide messenger RNA. Its product is annotated as putative ABC multidrug transporter. The transcript is spliced from 2 exons. Gene Ontology annotation, cellular component: membrane. Lineage: Eukaryota; Fungi; Ascomycota; Eurotiomycetes; Eurotiales; Aspergillaceae. The record is from RefSeq and is a predicted model, not a curated record. Gene Ontology annotation, biological process: transmembrane transport. Gene Ontology annotation, molecular function: ABC-type transporter activity; ATP hydrolysis activity; ATP binding. The coding region runs from base 1 to 4263 and encodes 1420 amino acids.